UAAAAUUCUCAAAGAAAAAAAGAAAAAGAAAAAAGCAGCGAAAGAGAGAAAGAUGGAGGCACCAAAGACAAUUCAGCACGAAAUUGGGGGAGUUCAGAACGACGCUCUUCGGUUCGGUCUUCACGGCGUUAAGAGCGACCUUAUCGGAUCUCACCCUCUCCAAUCUGCUUAUGAAUCUGCGAAGAAAAGGCAGGAGGAGAUGAAGAGGAAAGUCCUGGUCAAUACUUAUGGAACAGCAUUUCCACUUAAGAUGGAUCUCGAUAGGCAAAUUCUCUCGCGGUUCCAGAGGCCAUUACUCCCAUCUUCAAUGCUAGGGUUGGAAGCAAUGACAGGAAGCUUAGAUGAAUUUGGCUUAGAGGAUUAUCUGAAUGAUCCUCGAGAGUCGGAAACUGUACGGCCAUUGGACUUGCACCAUGGCAUGGAAAUCCGUCUCGGCCUAUCCAAGGGACCGGUCUGCCCUAGUUUUAUGUGAACUUAACAUGCUCAACUUCUGCUUGUCUUCCCUUUUAUCUUAAUGAAUUUAGCCGUUCUGCGUCUGCCCCUUGUAAACUGCUUUUUAUUGUGUUUGGGAGUGUUUGCUUGAAAUUUAUAAACUAUACAUUUACUUGAAAAAUUUAUUAGAAAUAUAAAAUAU
Messenger RNA from Hibiscus syriacus, 634 nucleotides. Its product is annotated as cyclin-B1-2-like. Lineage: Eukaryota; Viridiplantae; Streptophyta; Magnoliopsida; Malvales; Malvaceae. The coding region runs from base 53 to 472 and encodes 139 amino acids. Gene Ontology annotation, biological process: proteasome assembly. The transcript has 4 exons. Gene Ontology annotation, cellular component: cytoplasm; nucleus. The record is from RefSeq and is a predicted model, not a curated record.